AUGGUGCAAAUACUUUCCGGCUCUAAAUGGUUCGAAAGACUACCUGCGGGCUCAAUUGCCUCCUUCAAUGAGCUAGAAAUACUAUUCUCCACAAGGUUCAUGGAAUACAAAGAAGAAAGAAAGACAAGUAUGCAUCUAGGCCGCAUUCAGCUAGGUAAAGACGAGUCUUUGAGGAGCUAUGUCAAGCCCUUCAAUCUGGAGGCACGUCAGAUCCCGGAUUUUCCAGAUGGGGUCUCUUUCGAUUACUUCAUCAAGUGCUUGAAAACGGGGUCGUUCAAGUUUAAUUUAUUCAAGAAAAGUGUGCGCACAAUGGCCAAAGUCCUUGACGAAGCCGAGGCAUUCAUACACGCCACUGAAAUAUGCAGUGUAUCCAAAGACGGCAAGACUGGAGAGGCAGCAGAAUCCUUUGGGAAGAAGGAGAAGAUUGAUCGAAAGGCUACACAGGCCAAUGGCACUUGGGAAAUAUCUAAAGAACAAGACCCUGCCUCUACAGGGCUAAAAAGGGGACGUCGACAAGAGAAAUAA
This is a messenger RNA of Spinacia oleracea (spinach), 525 nucleotides long. RefSeq lists its product as uncharacterized. The coding region runs from base 1 to 525 and encodes 174 amino acids. Lineage: Eukaryota; Viridiplantae; Streptophyta; Magnoliopsida; Caryophyllales; Amaranthaceae. The record is from RefSeq and is a predicted model, not a curated record. The transcript has a single exon.